AUGUCUGCACGUGGUCCUUUUUUGUUUCUUGUUGCAAGAGCUAUCGGCGCCCUUGGCAGCCCUGUCGCCAUACGCGAUGUCGCACCUGCUGCUGCUACGGUAUCUGCGGACUCUCCUGCAGGCGUUGCUCUUUUCCCCCAGGAGGCAGUUCAAUUGACCGACAAGGUACUAAAGACGGCAGAGAGUCAAACCAGCGACGUUGAUGUGAAUGCACUCUUUGGAUUCGAUAGCGGCAAUGGGACAACGGCUAUUUCAAAGCGUGCACUCAGCAGUGGUCAAUGUAAAGCCUUUCCAGGCGAUUCAAACUACCCGAAAGAGUGGGUAUGGUCUAUGGUCGACCUCUUACUCGGAGGAGCACUCAUCAAGACCACUCCUAUCGCCGCGCCUUGCUACAAGAAAUCAGACUGGGAUAACUACGACGAGAUUAAAUGCGCAGACAUAUCAGCCAGAUUUACUGCAGCCGAUCUCCACACGAGUGAUCCAACCUCCAUGAUGUGGCCUCUCUUCCAGGGUCGUACAUGUAUGCCAACCGACAAUCCCAGUGGUACCUGCACACUAGGUGGCUAUGCCUCUUACUCCAUUGAUGUCGAGAACGUUGCCCAGGUGCAACUUGGCGUCAAUUUUGCUCGCAACAUGAAUCUGAGGUUGACUGUUAAGAACACUGGCCAUGACUAUAUCGGAAAGUCAUCUGGUGCUGGUGCUCUUAGCAUAUGGACACACAAUCUUAAAGACAUCCAGUUCAUCAAGAACUACAAAUCCACAAAGUACUACGGCCCAGCUUUCAAGGCUGGUGCCGGAGUCCAAGGGUUCGAAAUCUUGGAAGCUGCUCGUGACCAUGAUGUAACUGUUCUGGCUGGUAUCUGUGAGACAGUUGGAUGGAGUGGCGGCUAUGUCGCCGGAGGUGGCCACUCACCUCUCGCGUCUAUAUACGGUAUGGCUGCUGAUCAAGUUCUCGCCUAUGAAGUUGUAACCGCUGAUGGACGCUUCGUGACUGCCUCUGAAUCUGUUAACUCUGAUCUCUUCUGGGCCCUUCGCGGCGGAGGAGGUGGGACCUUUGGUAUUGUUACGUCUGUCAUCGCUAAAGCCCACCCCAGAAUCCAGGUUACCAAGUCCGUCUUUUCAUACCAGGCUCCGGUCAACGAUUCCGCAAACUUCUGGAAGGGCGUCAACGCUUACAUGAAGCGCUUCCCUGAGUUUACUAACGCCGGUACCUAUUCGUACUUCUGGAUCUGGAAUUACGGUACCUCACUCGAUUUCCAGAUGACACCCUUCUUUGCGCCAAACCAUACCAUUGAGUCCUUCAAUGCGCUGACUAAAGACUAUUUCGAUGACCUCAGGUCGUUCAAUCUCUCGGUAACCCCAAACACUACUUACUAUGAGGACUUUUACUCUGCCAACAAAGGAUCAUGGGGCGCAGAUAUUCUUGGUGUGACCAACAUUCGUCAAGCUACCCGCCUUUUCCCAAAGAGUCUUUGGGAAACCGAAGCGAAGUUCAAUUCUUUUUACACCACGAUCAAGGACACAGUGAUGAAGGGCCACACUGUCGGUGGCUACCAUAUGGCCCCAGGAAAUCCCUCCAACGUCGACAAUGCUGUCAAUGAGGCGUGGCGUGACACCCAAUCUUUCCUCAUCACUGCCAUUCUGGUUCCCGAAGAUGCCACGGCAGCUCAGUUUGCGGAAGCUUCCGACUACCUUACCUACGACAUCAUGGACUCUUGGCGUGCGGUUGCUCCAGCUUCCGAGGGUGGCGGUGUGUACCUCAAUGAGGCGGAUAUUCAAGAGCCAAACUGGCAAACUGACUUCUACGGCGCGAACCACUACCCUAAGCUCCUCGAGGUUAAGAAGAAGUGGGAUCCAAAGGGUGUCUUCUAUGCUACCACAGCUGUUGGCAGUGAGAAUUGGGUUGUCAAAGAUGGCGAUCAGGGCGCUCAAACUCAAAACGAUCAGGGCAUGCCGACCAGUAAUGAAGACAGGCUGCUUUUCGAGCUUGAAAACGGGCUGGUGACGGACAGUUGCGAUGUUGUGCGGCGUAAGAUACGCACCUUGAUUGAUAACGGUGAGAUGAAAGUAGGCGAGUUCCAGAAAGAGGUCAAUAUCACUCCCAAUGCAUAUUCGCGUUUCAUGAGCCAGCAUGGGAAGGACAAGGGAUCCGAAUUUUCCGUAUAUCUGGCAGCGUGGGCAUUCUUCAAGACGCGCGAGAUCCAAGGCAUCAAAACAACCCCGAACAAGAAGGCGAAGAGUAGCCAAGGACCCGCAGAAAAGGAGAAGCGUACCCAGCGGCAAGUUGUAACUGCAUUCCUUCGCGCAGCCUCCACGUCCUUCCACAAUCCGCCCAAGACCCUCAACGCCCGCCAACUAUCUGCUUUCCGCAGCAAGAAGGGAGCAUUGAACGGCAAUACGUCUGGUGUGUUUUACGGUGCUUAUGUCUACUUUGAGAAACUGCGCAUCAAAGAAGGCAAGCCCAAGAGCAAGAAGAGGCAAGAAAUGGAAGAGAUACAUGCCAAAGAUGGCGGUUUGGAUACGAAGCGCAUGCAGGACAGGCUCCUGACAUUGGCGGGUGAUCAUUGGCACCAUGACGCUUACGGGAGGACCAUUCUCAACGGAGAGGUUCUGCUUUGA
Alternaria burnsii is the source of this 2619-nucleotide messenger RNA. Its product is annotated as fad fmn-containing isoamyl alcohol oxidase. Bases 1 to 2619 code for a protein of 872 amino acids. Gene Ontology annotation, molecular function: oxidoreductase activity; FAD binding. The record is from RefSeq and is a predicted model, not a curated record. The transcript has 8 exons. Lineage: Eukaryota; Fungi; Ascomycota; Dothideomycetes; Pleosporales; Pleosporaceae.